Messenger RNA from Pogonomyrmex barbatus (red harvester ant), 1754 nucleotides. RefSeq names its product 4-vinylanisole receptor-like. Gene Ontology annotation, molecular function: odorant binding; olfactory receptor activity. The record is from RefSeq and is a predicted model, not a curated record. NCBI's taxonomy places the organism in Eukaryota, Metazoa, Arthropoda, Insecta, Hymenoptera, Formicidae. Gene Ontology annotation, cellular component: plasma membrane. Gene Ontology annotation, biological process: sensory perception of smell; detection of chemical stimulus involved in sensory perception of smell.
UUUAUACUUACUUUAAGUGGCGUUUGGCCAGGUGUAUCGUGUGUUCUGAUUCGCAGAACGUUUUGGGUUGUUUCAGUGAUACUUGUUCAGUUUUUUCACUACCGUUAUCUUAUAAUACGUAUGCAUUCUGCCGAAUUUUUAGACAUAAUGGAUUGCCUAGCUGAACUCUUAGCAAAUACCAAGAUGUUUGUUAAAUGUCUUAUGUUUUGGUUGAAUCAACAAAAAUUCAUCGAAAUCUUGACUAUGAUGAAAGAGGAUUGGGCCGAUUGCGUCGAUAAUAAUAUUAACAUGCUCCAAACAGCGAGCAAAGCAAAAACGUCGAACCGUAUCACAAACGCGAUUCUCAUUUUUCAUACAAUAUCGGUUGUUGGAUAUAGCACGGGCGUUCUUCUAGCCGACGUUGACGUCAGCAAUCACACGGGAGAGUUACCUUUAAUUACCAAAAUUGAACUUUCCUUCGAUAUAAACGCUCAACGCACGUACAAAUCCAUUGUAAUGUCGGAAUUUAUUCUUUUGAUCUUAUCCACCUGGACAGCUGGAGCAAUGAACGCUUUGAUAUUGACUAUGACCUUACAUGUAGCUGGUCAAAUCAAUAUCCUGCGUUAUUGGCUGAAGCGACUCGCACCCUCCGAUGAUGAGGGCAAAAAUGAAUCAAUCGCCAUCGAAACAACUAGAAUUAUACGAAAACAUAAAAAGAUUAUCAAAUUCUCAGAAAACAUUGAAAGUCUUUUCACAUAUAUUGCGCUGGUGCUAUUUGCGUCAAAUAUGAUAAUGAUUGGUUGUCUAGCUUUUGUCGUUGUAACAGCAGUUGGCGGUCCCAAUGCAGUAGAACAAAUAAUAAAAUCAUUUUUAUUUUAUGUUUUAACUAACGUUGAAGCGUAUAUAUUUUGUUAUGCCGGAGAACAUCUAAAAACCAAGAGCAAAGAAAUUGGUCUUGCGGCUUACAAUUCUACAUGGUAUAAUAUGAAAUCUAAAAAUAGUCGCGUUUUAUUAUUUAUCAUACUAAGAUCGCAAAAACAAUUGACACUUACAGCUGGAAAGAUGAUGGAAUUAUCUUUGCAAUCAUUUACUAGUAUUAUAAAUGCUUCGGGAUCAUAUUUAUCAAUAUUAUUAGAAAUGCAAUAAAAUCGACAAAUCAUUGAUUUCAACAAUCAGAAAAUGUUGUGAGUUAUUCGUGCAUCAGUAGAUUUAUACAUUUAGAAAUAUUCAUCUUGUAAUACAGCAUUUCUCUAAAUAUAAAUGUAGAACAGAAAUCUAAAUUGUCAUUUCUGAAAUUACAAUACAUCGUAAUGUAAUCUGAUUUUAUUAUAUAUUAUAAAAGUCAUGGACAUUUUAUAAAACUGAGAAUAAAGUUUCCGGAGAUUUUAUUAUCCAGUAUGAAAAAAUAUUUUCUCACUUUUUUAACACGUUAAAAAUAAAAUAGCAGAUAUUUCCAUUAAUGUCAUCUAAAAAGAAUUUGACGUAUUUCAGAAAAUUAAUUAAAUACAAAUAUUUGUACCAACACAGUUUUGUAGGGAUUAAUAUUCGUGGCAUGAUGUCAAUAUUGUAGAUUAACGCAAUGUAACACUAAAACUAUAAUAUCAUUGCACAUCCCCAUCAAAUCACACCUACUAUUAUUAUGCCCGCUUAAUGCUCCAGUGGACGAUUUCUAGGAACGAUUGUAGCAAUGACGGAUAAAAAUCAAAGAUGCUCUCUAUGGACAAACAAUAUACAUAACUCAUCACACGUAUAAUGCAUUUCUUUACAAUACUGGG